AUGCCCAAGUUGGAUAUAACUUGCGAAUCCUGUAGUCCACUUCGUAUUGCAUGCACUCGAUGGAGCACGUCCCGUGAUGGUCACGUUAUCCGACUUUAUCCGGUAUCAUACGGCCUUCAAAUCGUUGCUAUAUCCGUACCAAGUAUGAAACAACGUGGAGAAUCUGUCACUCUAACUUGUGACUACGAUUUGGAAGGAGGAAAAUUAUACUCAGUUAAGUGGUAUAGGGAUAAUGAGGAGUUCUACAGAUAUAUGCCGCGUUUGAGGCCUCCGCAACACGCGCAUAGAUUGGAGGGUGUUAAAGUUGAUCUGGAGAGGUCAAGCGCUCGGCGUGUGCACCUUCGGGAUCUGACAUUAAAGUCCCGAGGCCUCUACCGCUGCGAAGUGUCUGAAGAGGCGCCCUCCUUUCACUCCGCACAAUCAGAGGCUUUCAUGGAAGUCUAUUAUUUCUCGCGCGAAAACCCACGUAUAGUUGGCCAUGAACGAAUAUAUGAAUUACAUGAGCCACUGGACGUCAAUUGCACAUCGGCUAAAGCAUUUCCAGCACCGGCUUUAGAAUGGCACAUGGAUGGACAUAUGGUAACAGAUAGAUCGUUGCUGAUAGAAUACGAUCCCGAACCUGUACCACAAGGCUUUUAUAUUUCAACUUUAGGACUUCGGGCGCAGGCCAGGCCACAUAUGCGGGUGCGAUGCAUUGCCAGCAUAGGAAAUCAUAAGCGGGAGAGAACUGUUAUAAUAGGUAAUAAUAAUAGUGGUGUUGUUAUUACCAUAAACUUUGUAGAGACACCUACAAUCACACCCUGAAACGCGAUAAACGCGCUCCUUACGUUCGCUAAGAUAUAUCUAUUCAACUUCUCGACCUUAACCACUGGGCCUUGUCAAGGAACCUCCCUUAAAGUCGGAGCGAGAGCAACGCCUCCCUUUCUCUUUAACCAAAUUGUCGAAAAACUAUGUAAAUUUAUGUAUUUACGAACAUUUCAUAUCUUCUUACUUACAUAAUGUUACUACUGUACCUUACAUACGACCAAAUUA
This is a messenger RNA of Pieris rapae (cabbage white), 1032 nucleotides long. RefSeq lists its product as uncharacterized. The record is from RefSeq and is a predicted model, not a curated record. NCBI's taxonomy places the organism in Eukaryota, Metazoa, Arthropoda, Insecta, Lepidoptera, Pieridae. Bases 1 to 804 code for a protein of 267 amino acids. The transcript is spliced from 5 exons.